ACGUCAGGCUUCCGUAUCGCCGUGUAACAUGCCUGAAAGAGUGCAAUAAGUGAGCAGAUAAGUUAUCUAACCUUUCACAGAUUUUUAUUCUCUCUCUGGGUGCAAACGAUACAUUUGGCAUACAGCUUGGUUAAAGGCACGGUACAUACUGUAUAUUGAGAGACAUGGCGGAGCAGCAGGCAGAGGAGUCAACACAGCCCGAACUAAUGAACGAGGAAGAGCCUUUCCUCAGCAACCUAGACAUCUUCCUGUUCUCCCUCAUCGUGGGCCUGAUCAUAUACUGGUUCAUGUUCCGCAAGAAGCCUGAAACCAUCCCAGACUUUCGCCCACUCGAACCCGUACCAGCGGCUGCCAGGGAAACCAGUUUCAUUGAAAAAAUGAAGAAAACAGGCAAGAACAUAGUGGUGUUCUACGGGUCACAAACUGGCACUGCUGAAGAAUUUGCCAACAGGCUCUCUAAAGAUGCCCACCGUUAUGGCAUGAAGGGCAUGGCAGCAGAUCCAGAGGAAUAUGAUAUGAAUGAACUUUCUCGCUUAAAAGAAAUCAAAAACUCUUUGGCCAUCUUUUGCAUGGCCACAUACGGAGAAGGAGACCCUACAGAUAACGCCCAGGACUUCUAUGACUUACUACAGGAGGGAGAUCUUGACCUGGACGGAGUUAAUUUCACGGUGUUUGCACUUGGAAAUAAAACAUAUGAGCAUUACAACGCCAUGGGCAAGUACGUGGACAAGAGGUUAGCCGAGCUCGGUGCCCAGAGAAUCUUUGACCUUGGCAUGGGAGACGACGACAGCAACCUUGAGGAGGACUUUGUGUCAUGGAGAGAGCAGUUCUGGCCAGCUGUGUGUGAACACUUCGGAGUCGAGCCUACUGGCGAAGAGUCCAGCAUCCGUCAGUAUGAGCUGAAGAUCCACGAGGACUUGAACAUGAAUAAGAUCUACACCGGUGAACUGGGACGCUUGAAGAGCUUUGAGAACCAGAAACCGCCAUUUGAUGCUAAGAACCCCUUCCUUGCUCCCGUCACUGUUAACCGCAAACUCAACAAAGGAGGUGACCGACACUUGAUGCAUUUGGAGCUGGACAUCACAGGGUCUAAGAUCAGGUAUGAGUCAGGAGACCACGUGGCUGUGUAUCCCACCAAUGACUCCAGCAUUGUAAACAGACUGGGAGAAGUCCUCGGCGUAGACCUUGAUACCAUUAUCUCACUGAACAACCUUGAUGAGGAGUCCAAUAAGAAACACCCAUUCCCAUGCCCCACCACGUACCGCACAGCUCUAACACACUACCUGGACAUCACCAACCCGCCACGCACCAACGUUCUCUAUGAGCUCGCCCAGUAUGCCUCCGACCCCAAAGACCAGGAGAACAUGCGCAAGAUGGCGUCCUCUUCACCUGAGGGCAAGUCACUGUACCAGAGCUGGGUCUUGGACGCAAGUCGGAAUAUUUUGGCCAUCCUGGAAGACCUGCCAUCCCUGCGGCCACCCAUCGACCACCUGUGUGAGCUUCUGCCCCGCCUGCAGGCUCGUUAUUACUCCAUUGCAUCCUCCUCCAAGGUUCACCCCAACAGUAUCCACAUCUGCGCCGUGGUGGUUGAGUACAAGACUAAGACGAACCGCAUCAACAAGGGUGUCGCUACCAACUGGCUUAAGGCCAAAUUGCCUACUGACAACGGGCACAAGGCCACCGUGCCUAUGUACAUCCGCAAAUCCCAAUUCCGUCUGCCCUUCAAGGCCAGCAACCCGGUCAUCAUGAUUGGUCCCGGCACAGGCAUCGCACCAUUCAUGGGCUUCAUUCAGGAGCGCUCCUGGCUGAAAGAGCAAGGUAAGGACGUGGGAGAGACUGUUUUGUACUUCGGCUGCCGUCAUAAAGCCGAAGACUUCUUGUACCAGGAGGAGCUGGAGGCGUUUAAGAAAGCUGGAGUGCUGACGCAGCUCAGUGUGGCCUUCUCCAGGGACCAGGAGCACAAGAUAUAUGUGCAGCAUCUCCUGAAGAAGAGCAAGGAAGCUGUCUGGAGGCAGAUACAUACAGAAAACGCACACAUUUAUAUCUGCGGAGACGCACGUAACAUGGCGAGGGACGUACAGACUGCUUUCUACGAGAUAGCCGAGGAACUCGGCGGCAUGACGCGUACCCAGGCUACAGAUUACAUCAAGAAACUGAUGACCAAGGGACGCUACUCGCAGGACGUCUGGAGUUAAAGAGCCUCCCACACCUCUUCACAUGUCCUCUGAAUUUGUAGUGUUUUGCAGGACUGCUUUAAAUUGAAUAUUUUUGAACUUGGUAAAGGAAAAACACAGGCAUACAGACAUUUAGCCCCCUGAAUGAAGUUUAUAGCAGGUGCUCAUGUUCUGACUCUGUCUCUACAGAUUUACACAGUGUACAUAGAUAUAAUUUCAUACCAUGUGUUGUAACAUUUCGACCCAAAUAUUCAGUUGUCACACAUGGAAUAGGCUCUCUGUAACAUACAUAAUGCAGUUCACAUGCUGUGUUCUUAUUAUAUUGUAGUGUUGGUGGAGAGCUACUGAAGGUAGUCUUCAAACUUAUGCAUAGACUUUAUAUUGGGAAUCAAGUAAAUACUAAUUAGCAGUAGAAACUAACUUAUGAGGUCUGUUAUUGCCUCCAGUUAUCAGGGGGCAAACUGGUUUAAUAACUGAAGAGGUGGUGGGGAUGAUGAAGGCCCAGUUAGUUAGAGCUAUGCACUUGAAGCAAUUUGUAACAUAGCUGAAAAAGGCUGUGCUUUACAUAGUCAGCUGUAUACGAAUCAGUACAGGGCAUCAAAUAAUGUAGAAUAUUCUUUAGUUUGAUUGCUAAAAUCGUUUCUUUCUGAUGUGUUUUUUCUUUUAGUUUUUAAUGGCAGUCUUUCUAACACAUAGGCAACAUGUCAGACAAUGUGCUUUCAAGUUUUGUUAUCCUUAUUUUACAUUUUCAACUUGGAUCCGAAUGUUUAAAGCAUAUUACCUGCCUCGAUUUUUUUUUUUUUUUUUUUUUUUUUUUUUUUUUUUUCUCCCAUUUGAAUCUUGUAGCAUUACAUCGUGAAAAUGUGUAUCAUGUCAGUUAUGUGUGAAUAAGAAUGUGUACGGUUAUAAGUAGGACAUUUCCAGCUAGAGUUUUAAAGUAAUCAAUACAAAUGCUUUCCCUCAUUGCUUGAGAAAAUGUCAGCGCUAUUCUUAACCUCAUUUGUAAACAUCCACUUGCAAAAUUUAAGGGACUGUCUGUGUUUGUUUACUAGUCAACAUGUGCCUUAUGGAAAGCAUUUCUUGCCUUGUCAUUAUAAAUGAAAUUUGCAGAUCAGCAUUGCUUAUGAUGAAUGCAUUAUUUUGGAAGAGAAUAUGUUAAUGUAAAUGCGUACAGUUGCUGUUACUUAUUUUUGUCAGCAUCUUACAGUUUUAUAUGCAAUUAAUGUUUCCUAUAGCACUGCUAUCUAAGCAUGUCUUUUUAAAUUAAUAAAAUUGAGAUUUAAUUUCA
Pangasianodon hypophthalmus (striped catfish) is the source of this 3462-nucleotide messenger RNA. It is a transcript of the gene porb, whose product is annotated as P450 (cytochrome) oxidoreductase b. Bases 165 to 2195 code for a protein of 676 amino acids. Gene Ontology annotation, molecular function: NADPH-hemoprotein reductase activity; FMN binding; flavin adenine dinucleotide binding. Gene Ontology annotation, cellular component: cytosol. The record is from RefSeq and is a predicted model, not a curated record. Gene Ontology annotation, biological process: response to hormone. The transcript is spliced from 16 exons. NCBI's taxonomy places the organism in Eukaryota, Metazoa, Chordata, Actinopteri, Siluriformes, Pangasiidae.